AAAGAUAAAUUUAAAAAAAUAAUACUCAAACAUCAAAGCCAAACAGUUUUAUAAUAAUAAUAUCAUGUUUCGUGGGUACGAAAUUUGUGUUGAUUUUCGUCCCACUCCGGUAUUUAUCAGGUACAUAGUAUAGCAUUACGGCGCUUUACAACCUUGCCGUCGAAUAUAGUGAUAGGUGUGGGUCGGAGGAUUAAUCGUGUCGUUCCCGGAUGUGUUUAAUUGAACGAGAUUUGCAUAUGUUUAACGCACCGUUUUAAUGGACGCACACCUAUUGGCCAACUAUAUGAUCUUCUAACUUCUUUAUUUUAUUUUAUUUUUUUUUAUGCUGCGAUCACGAAUUGAUGAUAUUUUAAUUCGCGAUUUUAAUGUUUCGAAUCGUUUAUAAAGCCUCUUAUCAGCUCGUAGUUUUCCUCACUCAGUGAUCGCGUGUUAGGUUUUAGUAUUCUGGCAAUUAUGGUAUUAAAUUAUAAAAUUAAAAAAAAAAUUAGUAGCUUAUCUCAUAUCUGUGAACAGUAUAAUUGAACACUAUCACAGUAACACUCGGGGCCUCUAGGGUAUAUGUGUGCGUGUGUAUUUAUAAAUGUUGGGUGGAAUUAAACUGUUACAACAGUCAACCGCUAUAUUCAACAAAGUCAGAAUGGCUUCUUCAAAUUCUUGUGGUUUUAAAGCAGCGGUUUUGCAAUUGACUGUCUCAGGUGACAAAUCUGCGAAUGUAGCCAAUGCAUUGAAACGUAUACAGCUAGCAAAACAAAAUGGAUGUACAUUGGCUAUAUUACCAGAAUGUUUCAAUGCACCAUACAACACUGCUCUAUUUAGACAAUAUUCUGAAGUUAUUCCUGGCGGUGAAACAUGUAAAGCUUUGUCUCAAGCUGCUAAAUCAAAUCAAAUGUAUAUUGUAGGUGGUUCAAUUCCAGAAAUAUGUGAUGACAAUGUUUAUAACACAUGUACUGUUUGGGAUCCUAAUGGAAAUCUUAUAGCUAAACAUAGAAAAAUGCAUUUAUUUGAUAUAAAUAUCCCUGGCGGUAUAUGCUUCAAGGAAUCCGAUGCCUUAAGUCCUGGAAAUUCACUCAAUACAUUUAAAUUAGGAAAAUUUAAAAUUGGUUUAGGAAUUUGUUACGAUAUUCGAUUUUCUGAAAUGGCAGCGUUAUACCGAAAAGAAGGAUGUGAUAUGUUAAUUUAUCCUAGUGCCUUUAAUAUGACAACUGGCCCUUUACACUGGAGUUUAUUGAUUAGAGCUAGAGCUGUUGAUUGUCAAGCAUUUGUAGCCGUUGCUUCACCAGCCAGAAUUACUAAUUCCAACUAUGUAGCAUGGGGGCAUUCAAUGAUUGUAGAUCCAUGGGGUAAAAUUUUGGAUGAAGCAACUGAAAAAGAUAUGGAUUUAUACAUAGAUCUUGACUUUAAUGCUCGAGAAAACAUGAGACAGCAAAUACCUACUGAAAAUCAAAGAAGAACUGAUGUAUAUGAUACAAUUAAUGUAAAAAAUAAAUUUUGAUAUGCAUAUGAAAACUAAAAUUAGGAAUUAUGUUCCUAAUUAUCCAAGUUUACAUUUAAACACACUAUGGUUGACCAAUUAUUUAAGAUUUUAGUAUUAAGUCUGAUUAUCAAAUGAAAUGGUUAUCUUUUUUUAAACUGUUAAAAAUUUUAUUUGCUAUUUAAUUUGAAUUAAAACAGAUAAACAAUGUUUGGA
Messenger RNA from Sipha flava (yellow sugarcane aphid), 1687 nucleotides. Its product is annotated as omega-amidase NIT2-like. Gene Ontology annotation, cellular component: mitochondrion. Gene Ontology annotation, molecular function: omega-amidase activity. Bases 581 to 1492 code for a protein of 303 amino acids. Gene Ontology annotation, biological process: L-glutamine metabolic process; oxaloacetate metabolic process. NCBI's taxonomy places the organism in Eukaryota, Metazoa, Arthropoda, Insecta, Hemiptera, Aphididae. The transcript has 6 exons. The record is from RefSeq and is a predicted model, not a curated record.